Xenopus tropicalis (tropical clawed frog) is the source of this 2995-nucleotide messenger RNA. It is a transcript of the gene pla2g12b, whose product is annotated as phospholipase A2 group XIIB. Gene Ontology annotation, cellular component: extracellular region. Gene Ontology annotation, molecular function: calcium ion binding; A2-type glycerophospholipase activity. The coding region runs from base 176 to 778 and encodes 200 amino acids. The transcript is spliced from 4 exons. NCBI's taxonomy places the organism in Eukaryota, Metazoa, Chordata, Amphibia, Anura, Pipidae. Gene Ontology annotation, biological process: lipid catabolic process; phospholipid metabolic process; arachidonate secretion. The record is from RefSeq and is a predicted model, not a curated record.
UGGACUGCAUGUUCCCUGUUAUUAUUCUUGCAGUGACCUCACUGAGUUGCAAUGUAUAAAGUCCACUCUCAGGAACUAUACAAAGAACAAGCUCAGUAGGUAGAAAAACAUUUCAGUCUUGGGCUUGGGCUUUGUCUUUCUUUCUGGCUAAGGCCUGGGGUGACUUACCUGCAACAUGAAGGGAUUUGUCAGGAUUGUUGUGCUGUGCUUAGCUUUAAGCAUGGGUAUUUGCACAGAAGAUACAAACCAAAAUAACACUGCCAGUCAGGUACCAGAAGAAGACUCGUCAGACUGGGGCAUUGGUACAAUUAGAGAUGGAUUUGAGGCAGUUAAUGGCUAUUUUGACUCCUUUCUGGAACUACUGGGAGGCAGGAAUGGUGUGUGCCAGUACAAAUGUCGAUAUGGUAAAGCCCCACUGCCCAGGCCGGACUACAAGUCUCCUGAACCCAAUGGCUGCAGUUCUUAUUUUCUUGGUCUCAAGGUACCAGAGAGUAUGGAUUUAGGUAUCCCAGCAAUGACAAAAUGCUGUAACCAACUGGAUAUCUGCUAUGAUACGUGUGGGGCAAACAAAUACCGCUGUGAUGCCAAGUUUCGCUGGUGUCUGCAUGCUAUCUGCUCUGACCUCAAAAAAAGUCUGGGAUUCGUCUCCAAGGUGGAAGCAUGUGAGUCAGUGGCAGACACAGUUUUUAACACCGUUUGGACUUUGGGAUGUAAACCCUUCAUGAACAGUCAGAGAUCAUCCUGUAUCUGUAAUGAAGAGGAACGAGAUGAGCUCUAAGAGCCGGUGACCUCUGGACUUGUAUUACUACACAGUUUAUCAGCUGAUCUGUACAGAAAGUUGCAGUUCUAUCCACUUUAUUUCCAACAUGAACUUACAGUUCUAUACAGCUCUGCCUCCUUCAUUAGUCUAUUAACUGAACAUUAUGGGACUGCACAUGACAACACCUCCAGACUCUGAAGACCAUGGGGGUACUGCAGAGUUUGAAAGCAAUCAUUCAGUUGUUCCAUUUUGUGAACUUUUACUUUAGGAUGGAAGACUAAAGUUUCUUUUUCUUUUUAAGGCAUUAUACAGCUCAAGAUGGGCAAAUCUGAGUUAUACAAAGACUGGGGAUAACUGAUUGUUUUGAGGGAGGGAAAAUAAAUGCAAGAUAGCCAUAGUUUGUUAAAGGGAAUAUAUCAAACAGAAAUGUUUAGCAUCCAGAAACUCACAGCAUAUUUUUUACCUCUUACUUUUCAUGGUAGGACACAUACAGAAUAUUGUCCUAAUUCAGAUGCCCCCUUUAUAGGUUAUAAUAUAUUUUGCAUUCAGAGAAGGUGCCUUCUAUUACCUAUUGUUUUUGUGGAUUCUCUAUUCUUAUAAAUACAUUUUGUUAGAACAGUUGUCUCAACCAUUCCCUCUUACUAUCACCACUAUUUAACUAUAAGUAAGGGUCAAUAUGUUCUACAACAAGGUUGUCCAAUAGGAGGCUCGUGAGUCGGAAAUUGUUUUUAUGGCCCCCAGUCUUCUCAAGGGCUACAGAAACUUUGCAUGAUAUUAUUUUAAUGUAAUCCACCCCUCAAACAUACUGUACAGUAAGACAAAUCAUCUCCCUACUACCUAUCAGAAGUUGCAGAGUGCUGCUCCACAAUGGUUUUUGUCUGUGGCUGUAGCUGUCAUACAUGUAUCUUUCUGUACAGGCUAUGAGCAAUUGUACAGGUUUCUUUCCACUGCUAUGCGUGGACUCCUCUAUCUUAUAAUGGCAUAUUACACAAGGCUGAAUCCAAAUAGAGAACCAACAAAUUCAUAAAAGCAAGCAAAAACAAAUCAGGCAGUAAAUUAUUAUAAAUUCCCCUGUUACAAUUGUAUUUAGAAUAACAGAAAGGAAAUAAUAUAAAGUUAAUUGGCACAUUUAUUUCUACUCUUUGGCUGGAUUAUAACAAAAAUCGUAUGAAUAUGGUAGUAGCCUUGGGAACCCUAUUUGGGAUUUAAUGUUAACCAUUGCCUUGCCAGGGUACAGAUAACAGGGUACAGUCCCUCCAUCACAUUCAGAUCUUGCAUGCAGUUUAGUUUGCCUUUUAUGUUCAGGUGCUAUGCUUGAUAAUGGUUAGUUAGCCUAGUAGUAUUCUUAAAUGUAAAAUGUAGUGAAUGCUUUCAAAACACAGUGCACAGUAUCUCUGAUCUUUCUUAGGGUUUUAGCUCAGCCAUGACCCUUAUACUUACCAGAGGGUUCCAUACCAUUUAGUGGAUAGACCAUAGCAGCUAUUGGUGUGCCAAACUCAGUAACAUCAGUAGAGUGGUUGGGGACAGAGCAGCUGGAUGGAUCUGGCACAGACUCAAAGGGCAAACAUAUGCUCCUUAGUGAAGAGACAUAUCUUUUUGAAUUCCCCCUAUAAAGCCUAAACAAGUAAAUUUUAUCUCUGAAAUAAAUUGUCCCUUCCCUCUUUAAUAAAUAUAAUCUUAGAGAGAGAGAGCUUUUUGAGCAUUCGUGAUAGGCUUAGUACCAUUUUACUACUCUCUCAAAAAGUUUAAGUUGCAUUUUUAUACUCAUAUUCUGCAUUUUAUUCUGCUGACUACCAAUGCGGUAAUCAUUAAUAAAACAGAAAGAUAGAGGCUAUCUCGCUCCUUAUCCAUCUCUUUACAACCUAUUGCAUCAUGCGAAUAAUAUGUUAUUACUCAACUGAAUGCUUUUUGCAGCAGUCAUUUAUUUUACGUAGGCCAAGUUCUACAUGACCCAGAUGUGUUUUCAUACCAGGCAACAAUUAUAACUUCAGUCCUUGCUCUGUUUACAGCAGCCCCUCUGGCAUUUGCCAGAACCUACAGAUUGCCGGUCUGGGUCUGUUAGCCGUAUUAACAGCUGUUAAUGUUCUGUCAGUCCUCUGUAUAUGAAAGAGAAGCAUGUAUGAGGGGGGCUUUUCUUUCUCUUUAAUAUAGGAUAAAUGUCUGCUGUUAACUUAUAAUUGUUUAUUAUGUGUUAUCAUUAUUGUUCUUUGGAUAAAGUUGAAAACAAUUACUGAC